CAACCAUCAUCUAUCAAUUGAAUCAAUCAAGAAAAACAUCAAGCUCCCCAAGAACAUUCAUGUCAUAAAACCCCACCCCAAUCACCAAAUGCACUCCCCCUAAACCCCUCAAACAGCCAACCACAUCAUCUCAUCUCCCUCCGAACAUCGCUCGCUCCCCAGAAAAUGCUCUCACGUGCUAUCCCAGCACCACGCAUCACCCACACAGGCGCUCGCUUCUUCUCUCACAGCACACGACGCAGCGCCGACUUCACGCACGCGGUCAUCGGCGGCGGUGUGGUAGGGUUGGCGGUGGCGCGGCAGCUGCAGUCGCGGGGGGAUGGGUCGUCGACGGUGCUGAUUGAGCGGCAUGGGGCAGUGGGGACGGAGACGAGUUCGAGGAACUCUGAGGUAAUCCACGCAGGCCUCUACUACGGCCCCACCUCCCUCAAAGCCCGUCUCUGCAUCCGCGGCCGGCACCUCCUCUACGCCCUCUGCCGUGCCCACUCGAUCCCCCACCACGCCUGCGGAAAAUGGGUCGUCGCCCAGUCCCCCACCCAGCUCUCCGCCCUCGACUCCAUGCACUCCCUCAGCACCACUCUCGGCGUGCCUACGCGUUUCCUCUCCGCCGCGGAGGCAAGGAGUAGGGAACCCGACGUCCGCGCUACGGCGGGCGUGCUCGAGAGCCCUGAGACGGGCAUCGUGGAUAGUCAUGCGCUGAUGGCGUUCCUGCUUGGUGAUUUUGAAGAGAAGGGGGGCGUGUGUGCGGUUGGUAGCGACGUCGUUGGUGUUGUACCCCUGGAUGGAGGAAAAGGGGGGUGGGAGGUUACGACGAGGUCUAGCUACAGCGAUGGGACGGUGGAGGAGGGGACGGUGACGGCGGAAGUGGUUGUGAAUUCGGGGGGGUUGGCGGCGAUUGAUAUUUCGAAUAUGGUGAUGCCUGAGGAGAGGAGACGGAAGGCGUUCUUCGCGAAGGGCACGUAUUUCUCGUAUGCGAAGGGUGCCCCGAAGCCAAAGGUGUUGGUUUAUCCGGCUCCCGUGCCGGGGCAUGGUGGGCUCGGGACGCAUCUUACGCUUGAUAUGGGGGGGAGGGUGAGGUUCGGGCCGGAUGUCGAGUGGACGGACGAUCCGACGGAUUAUACGGUGUCGGCGAAGAAUCUGGAGGCGGCGCUUGGGGAGAUUGAGACGUAUCUGCCGGGGAUUGAUAGGGAGGCUGUGGGGUUGGAUUAUGUGGGGAUUAGGCCGAAGUUGGGGAGGUCGGGGGCGCUGGCGGGUGCGAAGGGAGGUGGAUUUUUGGACUUUUAUAUUGAGAAGGAGGAGGGGUUUGAGGGGUUUGUCAAUCUGUUGGGGAUUGAGAGUCCUGGGUUGACCAGUUCGUUGGCGAUUGCGGAGGAGGUGGAGAGGUUGUUGUAUAAGUAGAUGGAUAAUGUUUGUGAAUUGUAUAUACAUGGUUCAAUGAACCUCAAAUACCAAUACGAUAUACCACCUUGUACUUCGAAGUCGG
Messenger RNA from Aaosphaeria arxii CBS 175.79, 1483 nucleotides. Its product is annotated as FAD dependent oxidoreductase. Bases 166 to 1398 code for a protein of 410 amino acids. NCBI's taxonomy places the organism in Eukaryota, Fungi, Ascomycota, Dothideomycetes, Pleosporales. The record is from RefSeq and is a predicted model, not a curated record. The transcript has 2 exons. Gene Ontology annotation, cellular component: mitochondrion. Gene Ontology annotation, molecular function: (S)-2-hydroxy-acid oxidase activity; (S)-2-hydroxyglutarate dehydrogenase activity.